Anguilla anguilla (European eel) is the source of this 1433-nucleotide messenger RNA. It is a transcript of the gene abhd12, whose product is annotated as abhydrolase domain containing 12, lysophospholipase. The transcript has 13 exons. Gene Ontology annotation, cellular component: endoplasmic reticulum membrane. Lineage: Eukaryota; Metazoa; Chordata; Actinopteri; Anguilliformes; Anguillidae. The record is from RefSeq and is a predicted model, not a curated record. Gene Ontology annotation, molecular function: phosphatidylcholine lysophospholipase A1 activity; monoacylglycerol lipase activity. Gene Ontology annotation, biological process: monoacylglycerol catabolic process; phosphatidylserine catabolic process. Bases 129 to 1301 code for a protein of 390 amino acids.
ACGGCACUAUAUUAGUCGCUAACAGUCGUCGCAUUCAGUGUGAUCGCGGCCUCGGGUAGAGAGACCACCGUUAUUUGAAUUUGCCGUGUCUGAUUAUUUCUUCUCCAUCGCUCCUUCAAAUUUCAGGGAUGCGAAAGCGGAAUAACUCCCUCACCGUGGAUCAUGACAGCUCUGCCACGAACACGAUACAGGACUCUAGUCUAAAUCUAAAAUACUGCCACAAGAAAGGACAAGACUCCGAAUCUGAAGUUUUAUUGGGUUCUGCAGAUCCCGUUUCAGAUAAAACAAUGGGGAGAUAUAGAAGGUAUGGCCUGAUGAGCAGGAUGAAGAGGAUCCUCCUGUGGGUGCUGGCAGUCUACAUCGCCAUUCCCUUCAUCGUCAAGCUCUGCCCCUCCAUUCAGGCUAAACUAGUCUUUUUAAAUUUCGUGAGGGUGCCCUACUUCAUCGACCUGAAGAGGCCGCAGGACCAGGGCCUGAACCACACCUGCAACUUCUACCUGCAGCCGGAGCAGGGGGUCAACAUCGGCGUGUGGCACACAGUUCCCACUCGGCUGUGGAGAGACGCUCAGGGGAAGGACAGGGCGUGGUACGACUCCGCCCUCCAGUCCCCCCACCCCGUCAUGCUGUACCUGCACGGCAACGCGGGCACCAGGGGAGGGGACCAUAGAGUUCAGCUUUAUAAGGUCCUUAGCACAUUAGGCUACCACGUCAUCACAUUCGACUAUAGAGGUUGGGGUGACUCAGAAGGAAGCCCCUCGGAGAGAGGCAUGACCUCAGAUGCCGUCUUCCUCUACCAUUGGCUGAAGGAGCGGAUUGGGAAGAAACCCUUGUAUAUCUGGGGCCACUCAUUGGGCACAGGAGUGGCAACAAACCUGGUCCGGCAUCUGUGCGAUAAAGGGACUCCUCCAGACGCCCUGAUCCUGGAGUCUCCCUUCACCAACAUCCGGGAGGAGGCCAAGAGUCACCCUUUCUCAAUGGUCUACAGAUUCCUGCCUGGCUUUGAUUGGUUCUUUCUGGACGCCAUAACGGCCAACGACAUCCGGUUCGCGAGCGAUGAGAAUAUGGAUCACCUCUCCUGCCCCGUCCUCAUCCUCCACGCCGAGGAUGACUCCGUCGUGCCCUUCCACCUGGGGAAGAAGCUCUACAGCAUGGCUGCUCAGUCCAAGAGUCUCAGUGGGCACAAGGUGCAGUUCAUCCCCUUCCCGGUAACCCUGGGUUACAAGCACAAGUUCAUCUACAGGAGCCCCGAGCUCCCGCAUAUACUGAGUGACUUCCUUGGCACAGCCCACCCCCAUGAAUAACCAAACACUCCAUACAUCCACACACACAAACACACACACUGCCACAAACACAUAUUCAUUCUCUCUCUGACUCUCACAGGCUGACAGACAGACACACACACUCACUCACUCACACACACACUGCCACCAACA